AAACCGCAAUAUUGUCGCGGGAACGGGUGUGCCAACAUGGACAACAUGGACACGACCGACGGCGCUCUCCUUCCUGUGCAUGUUCGAAUCUUCCAGGGUCUUGUUCCGCAGGUGGCGAGCCAGGCCACAUCCCUGGAAAACAUUCUACGGACGCUGUGCCAAAAGAUCGAAACACUCGAGUCGUGCCUGGCAUCGAUCAACUCGGGCGUGGUGGAGAUGGACAUGCGCCUCAAGAUAAUUGCGCACAACAUCGAGGGCGGAACGAACGAUGAGGCGUUCAACGCCGCGAGCACAUUUAUGCCAUCGCUGGCCUCUCCCCUGCCGGCGACCAAGCCGUCCAAGUCGGCCGUGGUGUCGCACGUGAUGAGUGCGUUGGCCAUGGGGCACGUUGCCAAACCUUUGGAAAAACCCAAGAAGAGACGGAAGAAGCCGCCGCCUGCACUGUCGUCUCCUGCUGGGUUGGUAACCUCCAUCCCGACCGCCGAGUUGUCGGCUGGCCCGACAGAGACUCCCCCGACGCUCAACCGAGGCCACAGUUCCGCACGGCUACUUCGCGACUCGCCGCGAUCGCGAUACAUUCCCGACCAGAGAGACGUGCCGCAUACUGCCCGAUCCAAGGCGAAUGUGCAUGCGGUUCCUAUGGAACACAUAGCGUUGUCCGUCCAAGAAGCUACGACUCCUAGGGCUGCGAUAUCAAAGGAUAUACUAAACGACAGUCAGCAGACCAUCGUGACUGCGCCAACCAAGGGAUUAAGCACAGUGGAAGACAUAGGGAUUGAGCAAGUCCACGCAGAACCUUGGGAAAACAUCGCCCCCACGGACAUGAGGUUGUUAGUCGACGUUGAGGACAAGAAGGAUGAUCUUAUCAACUCCACCGACCCAAAUCGCCACGUGACAGCAUCCAAGGGACCAACCAUCUCAGUCGGAUACGAGGAGGCGUCCAAGAUGGAGGCAGACAGCAUCGACCGAUCUGUGCCAACCGGAGUAUCCAACACCACGCAGGUCGACAAGAUCCACACACCAACCGCCGACGGUUCCAACGUCCCGUCCAUCCAGCUCGAACGGCGGCGGCCGAGUCACCCCGAGCCGCCCCCUUCGCCCCCUCCAGACGACGCAGCAGCUGUGCAUACCAUUCCUCGCCUUCCUUUAUCGCGUUUGGUCGUUGAAAACAGCGCCGGCAAGUCGACCCAAACAACGCCAAGUGUGGCCAAACCUCAUGCCACCUCGAUGCAAGCAGCCGCUGCCCCAACAACGACUGUCGCGGCCGAACGACAGACGUUGCUAGCCAACGCCCAGCCACAGUCGACGGGUUCUACAGCCACUACUGCUACUACAACUACUAUUACAACUACCACUACGCAACCACAAUCAUACUCCCACACCGCUGGCAUGCCAUUACCGCUCGCGACAACCGAAACAACGUUGGUGCCCAAGGAGACUGCUGUUGGUCCCCAUUCCACCCGCUUACCCACCAGCAGUCCCCAAUCACCACGUGAACAGCACCGCCACACCAUCACCGCCGCCAUCGAUCCCUCGCCCGUCAAUCUUCUUUCCCAGGAGAAAUGGCCACCUCAAGAGGACGCCGAGAGCUCCGACGAAAGCAGCGACAGCGUCGAUGAAGAGGUCCAGCCCAGUGAGGAAGAGUUGCAGCGACUCAAGGAAGCGGGCCAACAUGGCUGGAAAGUAGUGCGCUCCAAACUGGCUACGAUCAAACGACCCAAGAACAUACUCUUCACCAAGAAAAAGCAAUUGUUUACUAUUGCCAAUCGGCUGGAGUUGCUGGAACGCAAGUCCAAGGAAUUGUUUGCCGGUGAAAAGCAGUUAACGCUGCUACUGGAGAAACAGGACAACGAUCUGUCGACUAAUAUUCUGGCCGCGGUGGAAUUGAAACUCAAGGCGCUUCAUCGAGAUAUACUGAAAAUCACGGACGACAAGGCCGAGAUGCACUUGGUCGUGCAGUUCUCGCACCGAAUUCGAGAUUUGGAAGAAAAUGUCCGCCACGUAAAUGCUGACAUGGCAGACAAACUGGCGGGCAAAGCCAGUCAAAUUGACAUGGAUCGGAAACUGGACAAGGCUCAAGCCAGUGCUCAAGUGAGGCACGAUUCGUUGCAGGAACAAUUGCGCGAACAAGCGAUGCAGUCCAGUGACCACGGUACUCGAUUGCGUUUGGUGGAGGAGCAUCUUGUGCAAUCGAACCAACGCACGGCCGACCAAUUCCACGACUUGGUGGCGCAAUUGCAGGCCAACCAAGCCGCCGUCGACGAUAUGCGGCGGCUGUUGCGCAAGAAAGCUGACGUGAAGGUGCUCAAAGGUUUGGAAGAGUCGAUGAUGCUAAAGCCCAAAGACCCGAUGGACCAGCAGCAGCAGCAGCCUUGUGCCGCUAGAUGCAUGUCUUGCAUGAAGGACAUUCUUGUGGAUCUUCCGGGAGGCGACCCCGAGAACGACGUCGCAGAUGCACACGAUUUAGUGCACAACGGCCUCACAAGGAAGGUCAACAUUGGCCAGUUUGCGUCCAAGGUGUAUCGAAGCUCUGUCCCACUCAACGCCGAGCUUGUGGGGGUUCGAGAGGAGGCACCUCAUCCCAUCUCCCCGCUAGAGUGAGUAUUAGAUAGCGUUUUGGAUUCAUUUUUUGAUCCGAUCUGCGAUACUGUUGGAGAUAGAAAACUCAACAUUACAGCCCACAAGAAGCUACUCAAAAAGCGGCCUGGCACGGCGCCGUUGAAACCUGCUCAUUCCAAGGGCCUGAAAUCGUGAUAGAUUGUACUAGUACUACGUAAGUAGUAUAAAUUUAACACUCCAAUCUAUCAAAAGUACUCAUA
Messenger RNA from Aphanomyces astaci, 2819 nucleotides. RefSeq lists its product as hypothetical. The record is from RefSeq and is a predicted model, not a curated record. The transcript is spliced from 11 exons. Lineage: Eukaryota; Oomycota; Saprolegniomycetes; Saprolegniales; Verrucalvaceae. Bases 37 to 2601 code for a protein of 854 amino acids.